UAAGACUCAUACGGAAACGCCUCGCCGUCGGAUACCAGAAGCCUCAUUGCCGGACACAUACUCGUUUAACAUGGUCCUGCAUACGGUACUGGAGCCGGAUCGUGCCAGAGUUAAUGCAGCGAGCAGCGAGAGACCCGGUAUAAGCAGUGGUACUGCACAUCGUUCAACAUCACCGCUAAAUCAUAUAUAGAAGGCCUAAGGAACACUCGCCUUAAAAGCCAGCCCACUCAGUAUCCUCAAUCUUACAAACAUUUAAUUCUCAUCUUGCGCUCGUUUAUUUACUACCAAUCAAAAUGCAAUUCACCACUCUCACUCUCAUUGCGGCAGCCUCAGCCGCAGCAGCCUCGCCCACUGGCCUCAACGACCGCGCGGCCAUGAGUGGCUGUGACCAGGGCUACUGUCCCGACCACAACGCGCCUUUGGACUUCUUCAGCUCCAUCGGCUCUAAUGGCCAGUACGAGACUCACGUCCGUGUCCAUGAUACCUACGGCUGCCAUAGCGGCCUUGCCCUUGCCACGUCCGAGAACUGCUCGAUCACCGUCAUUGACGGCAAAUACAACGAGGUCUGCAUGGACAAGACCUAUAUGCGUGGACAUGUUUUUCAAAAUGACACUGGUAUCAAGACCUGCUAUGACCUUGGCACGGAGGACCUUCCAAGGUGCCGUACCAGCUUGCUGUGGUUGGAAAAGGUCAUUCCCUGCGAGUAA
[Torrubiella] hemipterigena is the source of this 707-nucleotide messenger RNA. NCBI's taxonomy places the organism in Eukaryota, Fungi, Ascomycota, Sordariomycetes, Hypocreales, Clavicipitaceae. The record is from the annotation of a GenBank genome assembly.